Molecule: messenger RNA, 2196 nt
Organism: Aspergillus pseudotamarii
Lineage: Eukaryota; Fungi; Ascomycota; Eurotiomycetes; Eurotiales; Aspergillaceae
Product: transcription factor domain-containing protein
Exons: 5
Coding region: 1-2196 (731 amino acids)
Biological process (GO): DNA-templated transcription; positive regulation of transcription from RNA polymerase II promoter by galactose
Cellular component (GO): nucleus
Molecular function (GO): RNA polymerase II cis-regulatory region sequence-specific DNA binding; zinc ion binding; DNA-binding transcription factor activity, RNA polymerase II-specific
Source: RefSeq, a predicted model, not a curated record
AUGCAAUGUAGAUCGCUGGAUGGUCAUGUCCCCCGGUUUGAUGAUACGCGUUUCACCAGAGGAAAGCGUGAGCUCGAUCUCGCCUGCGACCUGGAUGACAAAGUCCAGGCUCACGGUCCGAUGCAGAGGACUCUCCGAGUCCGGAGGCGUAUCAAUGUACCACACAUUAGCACCGCCACCCUGAGUGACCAGCGGAGGAAGCUCAUGGAGUGUGGAGGUCUCGUAGUGCUGGAGGUCGGUGCCAUUGGUGAGCACGACGGGCGGUCUGUUGGUGGUAUAACCCAGACGCACGAGAGCUCCACCGAGAUCGUUCACGACGGGAAGGGACUCGUUGACGGUCCUCGAGAAGACAGAGUUGCCUUCAUUGUCGUUGUCGCUCCCGACGGCACCGAAGAUACAAGGCCGUCGUUGCCUGCGCGACCUGUCGUCGUCGCAAGGUCAAAUGCGACGGUCUCCGCCCAGGAAACCUGUACUUACAUUGCUGCGUCAGUCCGCCGUAGCAGUACUGUCAACCACCAUCACUCAUCAGCUGCAAUAUCCUCCCAACUGCUGACUCCUGCUACGUCUGCUCAAGUAAAUUCGGAGGAAAUCAAUGCCAUCAGAUCUCCAAGCGCUCGCAGCCCCGGUAAUCCAGGAGAAUUCUCUUUCGAGGUCAAGGCUGCGAUUGAUACCCGACUGGGGCUACCAUCGCCGAAAAGGCGUUGCCCUAUUCCUCUGACAGAUGCUCCAUUAUUUGGUUUGCUCUCUAUCCUAGAUAUCACUGAAGCUAUUGUUAAUCCUGCGGACUAUGUCCUUCCGUCGCGCAGACAUGCCGACCACUUGGUGAACCUGUACUGGCAAUGUCUGGAUCCUCUGGAGCCCUUGCUCGAUCAGAAAUCUUUCUGGGCUGCCUACCAGGCCCUCUUUGAUGGGAGGGAGAUAGAGUGCAAUAGACAAAUCUUUCUGUGCGUGCUCAAUCUUGUAUUCGCUUUGUCCACUCAAUUACAAGAAUCAACUUCCCCGGAACAGCGACACAGUUCCAGCAGAACGUUCUUUCUUCGAGCCUGGCAUCUGUUACGUCCAGAGAACAUCCUCUGGAAAGCCGGCUCAUUGGAUACCGUUCAAUGCCUGAUUCUUAUGACCAGAUACCUCCAAUGUACCCCUAAUUUGCAACAGACAUGGAUGGCCCUGGGUUCCGCUCUCCGGAUUGCCCUGAGCAUUGGACUUGGCCGACCAGGGGGGAAUAUAUCCGGAUCACGGAGGGAGAAUAGCGUGGCACUGGAUGUCUGGCAACAAUGCGUCUUUAUGGACAGAUGCCUUUCCUGGUCGCUUGGGCGGCCUUCCUCAGCGCCUAGAGUACCCUUCUUGUUCAACCCGCCUUGCUACGACAGUGAGACUGUCACUCCAAUUUCGGAGAAAAUGCAAGAAUUAACUAAGAUCACCGGUUACAUUGGCGUUUCUCAAGUACUCCCCAGCAGUAGUUCGGCCGAGGGCCUAGGCUUGGCCAUGCAAACCCAACCCGAAUCCUAUACCGUUAUACAAAUCGACGAGUAUCUAACUGGAUUAGAAAACAGCCUUCCUCCUAUCCCAUUCAAUAGCCCUAAUGUUGAAUCCGCGGACCGCCAACUACUCCUCCUUCGUCUCCGCAUUUCAUACACACGUAUCAUGCUCCUCAGACCCACAAUGGCCCACUUCUGUCUACCACAUUUACAAACCCAGAAAUCAGGCGAACCAAGUCUAGGCGACCACAUCAACCAAACAAGCGCCACACUAUGCGUUACAAACGCCCAAAAGCUCAUUACACUGAUCCAGGCAUCAUGCUCACAACAAGACAAGACCGGACUCAUCAUCGUACCCUGGUGGUAUCGUAUUUUCUUCCUCUACAUCGCAAUGCAGCAUUUGAUAACCGCAAUGCUACGACCUGACAUCUUCGCAACGGUGGUCCAGGAGUCCUGGAACACAGCUGUCUCGGUCCUCAGUGCACACGAGCACCUUAGUCUAUCUGUUGGAAAAUGUCUGAAUAGCUUUCGGUUGAUGUGGCAGAAGGUCAGUGAUAUUCAUCGCGUGCCAACGACUCAGGAGGAGGUUCUGCCGCCUCAUGAAGCAGAGUGUGAUAUGGGGUUGCGGGAUGUCUUUCGGCAUCUUGGGUUUGAUGAGGAGAUUCCAUUGUUUGGUUUGGAUGAUUCGGAGUGGUUAGGGGGUGUUGACUGGGUUUAG